GUGAGUAAAGCAAGGGGGAUGACCACCGCCGCCUCCUCUAUAUAGGGCGACUUUCCUACCCACCACCACCUCCUCCGCCCCGCCCGACCCGCCUCCGCCUCCAUGGCGAACCUCCCCACCCAGACCCAGGCCACCACCGCAGACACCUCCGGAUUCAAGCUCUUCGGCCAGGUCAUCCAGCCCGACGCCCACCACGCCUCCGCAUCCGCCUCCGCCUCCACCUCCACGGAAGAAAGCACCCCUGCUCCGCCUCCUCCUCCCCAGCCGACGACGCCCGUGCAGGCGCAGGCGCAGGCGGCGGCCGGGGGCGAGCCGCUGCCGUGCCCGAGGUGCGGGAGCAGGGAGACCAAGUUCUGCUACUUCAACAACUACAACGUGCGGCAGCCGCGCCACCUCUGCCGCGCCUGCCGCCGCUACUGGACGGCCGGCGGCGCGCUCCGCCGCGUCGCCUCCGCGUCCCCCGGCCGCCGCAGGCCCCGGCCCAGCGCCCGAUCGGUCGCCGCCGCGGCCGCCUCCGCCUCCGCCUCCGAGGAAGGCGCGGCGGAGAGCGUUGACUCGCGGUCCUAGGCGUGCUGGAGCGCUCCGCUGCUUCCGGGAACGGGCCAAACGCGUCAGAGACCACCACCACUUUUCCGCUUUUUGGCUCUCCUCUUUUCUUUCAUUUGGCUAGUUAUUAUUGAGAAGAUAGGUUCCAUUUCGAUACCAUUUUAGGAUUCUUUUUGGUGGCCGCAAGGAUGCCGCCACGGCCAGCAUCGAAAGAGAUAUGAAUGAAAGAAACAAAAAUGCUUUGGUUCUUUAGCUAGUACUACCAGUUCAAAUGAAUGUACUUCCUUCCUUGUGACUUGUGAGCAGUGGCAAUGAUGAUGAUCCUGAGGAGUGUGUUUGAUUUUA
Messenger RNA from Lolium perenne, 891 nucleotides. RefSeq lists its product as uncharacterized. Gene Ontology annotation, biological process: regulation of DNA-templated transcription. Lineage: Eukaryota; Viridiplantae; Streptophyta; Magnoliopsida; Poales; Poaceae. Gene Ontology annotation, molecular function: DNA-binding transcription factor activity; DNA binding. The record is from RefSeq and is a predicted model, not a curated record.